AUGCAGGGUGCCGGGGGCGCCCGUCCUGGCAGCCACGGGGGUGCUGGCGACCGACAGGGGCCGGGCCUGUGCCGGGGUGAGAUCGAAUUCGGAGGGUCUGGGAAGAAGCGAGGCAAGUUCGUGAAGUUGCCCAGUGGCGUGGCCCCGUCUGUGCUCUUUGACCUUCUGCUGGCCGAAUGGCACCUGCCGGUCCCCAACCUGGUGGUGUCGCUGGUGGGCGAGGAGCGGCCCUUCGCCCUGAAGCCGUGGCUGCGAGACGUCCUGCGCAAGGGGCUGGUGAAGGCGGCUCAGAGCACACGUGCCUGGAUCCUGACCAGCGCGCUCCGUGUGGGCCUUGCCCGGUACGUCGGACAGGCUGUGCGUGACCGCUCACUGGCCAGCACGUCCACCAAGGCCCGCGUGGUGGCCAUCGGCAUCGCCUCGCUGGGCCGCGUGCUGCACCAUCGGCUUCUGGACGACGCCCAGGAGGACAGCCCUGUCCACUACCCCAUGGACGAUGGUGGCCGCCAGGGCCCCCUGUGCGCCCUGAACAGCAACCACCCCCACUUCAUCCUGGUGGACCCGGGCCCCGGGGAGGGCAGUGAGCCCACUGAGCUGCGGCUGAGGCUGGAGAAGCACAUCUCGGAGCAGAGGACCGGCUACGGGGGCACCAGCAGCAUCGAGACCCCCGUCCUCUGUCUGCUGGUCAACGGUGACCCCAGCACCCUGGAGAGGAUUUCCAGGGCCGUGGAGCACGCCGGCCCGUGGCUGAUCCUGGCGGGCUCGGGGGGCAUUACCGACGUGCUUGCUGCCCUGAUGAACCAGCCCCACCUCCUGGUGCCCCAGGUGGCCGAGAAGCAGUUUAGAGAGAAGUUCCCCAGUGAGAACUUCUCCUGGGAGGACAUCGUGCACUGGACAGAACUGCUGCGGAACAUCACCUCCCACCCGCACCUGCUCACCGUGCAUGACUUCGAGCAGGAGGGCCCCGAGGAGCUGGACAUGGUCAUCCUCAAGGCGCGGGUGAAGGCCUGCAAGAGCCACAGCCAGGAGGCACAGGACUACCCGGAUGAGCUGAAGCUGGCCGUGGCCUGGGACCGCGUGGACAUCGCCAGGAGCGAGAUCCUCAACGGGGAUGUGGAGUGGAAGUCCCGCCACCUGGAGGAGGUGAUGAUGGACGCACUGGUGAGCAACAAGCCCGAGUUCGUGCGCCUCUUCGUGGAUGGUGGCGCCGACGUGGCGGACGUCGUGACGUACGGGCGGCUGCAGCAGCUCUACCGCUCGGCGCCCCCCAAGAGCCUGCCCUUCCACCUGCUGCGGCGCAAGCGCGAGGAAGGCCGGCUGACGCUGGCCGGGCUGGGCCAGCAGGCCCGGGAGCCGCCCGCCUUCUCCCUGCACGAGGUGUCGCGGGUGCUCAAGGACUUCCUGCACGACGCCUGCCGUGGGCUCUUCCAGGCGGUGAGCUGUGAGGGGGCGGCGGGGGGCCAGGCGGGGCCGCGGCUACAGGCUGACACCCCCGUCCCCCAGGAGCAGGGCCCGACCCGGCGGCCCACGGGGCAGAAGGGGCUGCUGGACCUGAACCAGAGGAGCGAGAGCUCCUGGAGGGACCUGUUCCUGUGGGCGGUGCUGCAGAACCGCCACGAGAUGGCUACCUACUUCUGGGCCAUGGGCCAGGAGGGCGUGGCAGCCGCUCUGGCCACCCGCAAGAUCCUCAAAGAGAUGUCCCACCUGGAGACGGAGGCCGAGGUGGGCCACACCCCGCGUGAGGCCAAGUACGAGCAGCUGGCCCUGGACCUCUUCUCCGAGUGCUACCGUAACAGCGAGGAGCGCGCCUUCGCCCUGCUGGUGCGCCGGAACCGCUCAGGGAGCAGGACCACGUGUCUGCACCUGGCCACCGAGGCCGACACCAAGGCCUUCUUCGCCCACGACGGGGUGCAGGCCUUCCUGACCAAGAUCUGGUGGGGGGACAUGGCCUCGGGCACGCCCAUCCUGCGGCUGCUGGGCACCUUCCUCUGCCCGGCCCUCAUGUUCACCAACCUCAUCACCUUCAGUGAGGAGGCCCCUCUAAGGACGGGCCCAGAGGACCUGCAGGGGCUAGACAGCCUGGACGCGGAGAAGAGGCUGGACCCCGGUGGGCAGUGGCAAGCUUGGGGCUCUGGCCACCCGUCUCACCGCUGGCCGUGGCCUCCUUCGUGGUGCAGGGCGGCGGAGCUGGCCAAGGCACCGAGGACUCAGAGCAGCCGGGGCCCACGAGCCGCCUUCUUGCUCACGUGCUGGCGGAAGUUCUGGGGGGCGCCCGUGACCGUGUUCCUGGGGAACAUGGUCAUGUACUUCGCGUUCCUCUUCCUGUUCACCUACGUCCUGCUGGUGGACUUCAGGCCCCCUCCCCAGGGGCUGUCGGGGGCUGAGGUCACCCUCUACUUCUGGCUCUUCACGCUGGUGCUGGAGGAGAUCUGGCAGGGCUUCUUCACAGAUGAGGACAUGCGCCUGGUGAAGAAGGUCACUCUCUCCGUGGAGGACAACUGGAUCAAGUGUGACAUGGUAGCCAUCUUCCUGUUCAUCUUCGGUGUCACCUGCAGGAUGCUGCCCUCGGUGUUUGAGGCCGGCCGCACGAUCCUCGCCAUCGACUUCAUGGUGUUCACGCUCCGGCUGAUCCACAUCUUUGCCAUCCACAAGCAGCUGGGCCCCAAGAUCAUCAUCGUGGAGCGGAUGAUGAAGGACGUCUUUUUCUUCCUCUUCUUCCUGAGCGUGUGUCUUGUGGCCUACGGUGUGACCAGCCAGGCGCUGCUGCACCCGCAUGACAGGCAGCUGGAGUGGAUCUUCCGCCAUGUGCUCUACCGGCCAUACCUACAGAUCUUCGGGCAGAUCCCACUGGAUGAGAUCGAUGAAGCCCGCGUGAACUGCUCCGUGCACCCCCUGCUGCUGGAGGACUCGCCCUCCUGCCCCAACCUCUACGCCAACCGGCUGGUCAUCGUCCUGCUGGUCACCAACGUGCUGCUCGUGAACUUGCUCAUUGCCAUGUUCAGCUACACGUUGCAGGUGGUGCGGGGCAACGCGGACACCUUCUGGAAGUUCCAGCGCUACCACCUCAUCGUGGAGUACCACGAGCGCCCCGCCCUGGCCCCGCCCUUCAUCCUCCUCAGCCACCUGAACCUGGUGCUCAAGAGGUUCUUCCGGAAGGAGGCCCAGCAAAAGCGGCGCACCUGGGUGAGGGACCUGCCGGAGCCCCUGGACCAGAAGGUGGUCACCUGGGAGGCGGUGCAGAAGGAGAACUUCCUGAGCGAGCUGGAGAAGCGGAGGAAGGACAGCGGGGAGGAGCUGCUGCGGGAGACGGCCCACAGGGCAACUACUGCAUGACGCUCCUCUCCUUCACGGCCGACACGCUGGCCCGCAGGAACACCUACUACGCUAGGUGUGGCUGUCCCCACACGUCCUGGGCGGGCUUGGGGCGGGGUGGGCGCAAGCAAUCCACCGCCAGCCCGCUGGCUUGGGCCUCC
Molecule: messenger RNA, 3473 nt
Organism: Balaenoptera musculus (blue whale)
Lineage: Eukaryota; Metazoa; Chordata; Mammalia; Artiodactyla; Balaenopteridae
Gene: TRPM5
Product: transient receptor potential cation channel subfamily M member 5
Biological process (GO): calcium ion transmembrane transport
Molecular function (GO): ligand-gated calcium channel activity; calcium-activated cation channel activity
Source: RefSeq, a predicted model, not a curated record